Molecule: messenger RNA, 1416 nt
Organism: Plasmodium relictum
Lineage: Eukaryota; Apicomplexa; Aconoidasida; Haemosporida; Plasmodiidae
Gene: DHFS-FPGS
Product: dihydrofolate synthase/folylpolyglutamate synthase, putative
Exons: 4
Coding region: 1-1416 (471 amino acids)
Biological process (GO): folic acid-containing compound biosynthetic process
Cellular component (GO): cytosol; cytoplasm; mitochondrion
Molecular function (GO): tetrahydrofolylpolyglutamate synthase activity; dihydrofolate synthase activity; ATP binding
Source: RefSeq, a predicted model, not a curated record
AUGGAUGAACAGAUAAAAACUUAUUCUGAAUGUUUAAAUAAAUUAUAUAAAACACAUUCUUUAAAAUUAAGUCUUGAUAACCCAAAAAAAUUGAGCGAAUCAUUUGAUAAUCCUUGUGAUAAAUAUAAAACAAUUCAUAUAGCUGGUACUAAUGGAAAAGGAUCAGUUUGUUAUAAAAUAUAUUCUUGUUUAAAACUAAAAAAAUAUAAAGUAGGUUUAUUUUCUUCUCCUCAUAUAUUUUCAUUAAGAGAAAGAAUAAUGGUAAAUGAUGAAUUAAUAAGUGAAGAAGAUUUAAUUUUUCUAGUAAAUGAAAUAUUAAAAAAAAAUAAGGAGAUUAAUAUACAGCCGACAUUUUUUGAAAUUAUAACAAUGGUUGCAUAUUUGCAUUUUUUAAAUAAAAAAGUCGAUUAUGCAGUCAUUGAAACUGGAAUGGGAGGAAGAUUAGAUGCUACAAAUAUUUUAAGUAAACCAGAAUUAAUUGUAAUUACUUCUAUUGGCUAUGACCAUUUACAUAUAUUAGGCAAUGAACUAAAUCUUAUAUGUAAUGAAAAAAUUGGUAUCUUUAAAAAAAACGCAAAUGUAGUUAUAGGUCCUUCGGUUUCUAUUUAUAAAAAUGUUUUCAAAAAAGCAAAAGAAUUAAAUUGUAAUAUAACGUCAGUUUUACCUGAACCAAGAGGAGAAACAUAUAACGAAGAAAAUUCAAGAAUAGCUUUAGAAGCAUUAAAAAUUUUAAAUAUAAAUGUAGAUAAUUUUUUGAAAUCAGUUAUUAAUAUUAAGCCACCUCUAAGGUUACAAUAUUUAGCUCAAGAACAAAUUUAUCAUAUAAAAAAAAAAUUUAUUUCAGAUAAUUCGGAAAAUAAUUUUUCUUUAUAUCCUCAUGCAGUUAUAUUAGACGUUGGCCACAAUGAAACAGCUAUUGAUAGAUUAUGUAGAGAUAUAAACUAUUUUCAUAAAGAUAAAUUAAUAAGAAUUUGCAUAUCUUUGACAAAACCAAGAGAUUUAAAUAUAUUCCGUCCUUUUAUUGCUCAAUUUUCUUAUACACUGAAGGAUAUUUUUUAUUUUCCUUCAAUGAACCCUCGGACAUACGACUUUGAAGAGAUUAUUCAUAUUAUAAAUAAUGAUGAUAAAAUAGAUGAUAAAUUAAAAUAUUUAAUUUUAGAUAGUUCUCAGAAAGUAAAGCAAUGGUUGAUAUGUAAUGACAAGGGAAAUAUUAAUGAUGAAGGAAAAACUGACAAAUCAUAUAAAAGGGGUACUAUUCCAUUAAUUGUGAAAAAUGCUUUUCUAGAAUGUUGUAAAGAUAAUUCUAUUUUGUUAAUUGUUGGAACAUUUUUCAUGUUUGAUGAAGUUUUAAAUGCGUUUGAUAUUCAUUCAAAUAUUCAGGAUUCAAUUUAUAUGAACGAACCAUUUUUUGUUUAA